AUGCCCCCCAUUUCGACAAGCCACAAGACUAUCGAUGCAAAGAGCUCAAAUGUUCACAUUGGGAAUGGGCCUUGCAUUAUCCUGUUGAAUGUGAGCAACGUUAUCAUUCACGGAUUGAACAUCCAUAAUUGUCAGCCAUCUAAAUCGUGUAUGAUUUUGCUCUCUGAGGGUACGCAAGCCGAGGAAAUCGAAACACAAGAUGGAGACGGUAUUUCAGUUCGCAAUUCCCGAGACAUUUGGAUCGAUCAUAACACAUUAUUCAAUUGCUCAGAUGGACUGGUUGAUGUCACGCUUGCUUCCAGUUCAGUUAGCAUUUCUAACAACCGUUUCUCUUACCAUGAUAAGGUGAUGCUCUUGGGACACAGUGAUGAUUAUACAGCUGAUAAAGCCAUGAAGGUGACAGUGGCGUUCAACCACUUUGGGCCUGGCCUCAUUGAACGUAUGCCAAAGUGCAGACAUGGGUAUGUCCAUGUUGCCAAUAACAACUACGAACCAUGGGGAAUAUAUGUUAUUGGAGGGAGUGCAGGUCCGGUUAUCAGAAGCGAAGGCAAUCACUUUGUGGCUCCAGACGAGGAAUAUAAGAAGCAGGUGACAUGGCGUGAGAACCCAAAUCGAAAUAGUUGGUUGUGGAAGUCUGUGAGAGAUACUUUUGCGAAUGGAGCAUUCUUCCUCCUAUCUAGCAAAGGAAAAGAAGUUCCCAACUACAAUUCUCAACAGAAUUUCAAAGUGUUUUCAGGAACGCUUGUGCCAAUACUCACCAGGACCACGGUGUAA
Messenger RNA from Cryptomeria japonica (Japanese cedar), 774 nucleotides. Its product is annotated as pectate lyase 1-like. Gene Ontology annotation, molecular function: pectate lyase activity. Bases 1 to 774 code for a protein of 257 amino acids. NCBI's taxonomy places the organism in Eukaryota, Viridiplantae, Streptophyta, Pinopsida, Cupressales, Cupressaceae. The transcript has 3 exons. The record is from RefSeq and is a predicted model, not a curated record.